AUGUUGAUUUUAUUGGUAAAACGAGGCUUUUAUACGUUAGUAAAAGGGCCGCCUCGCGGUUACGGCGGGCCACCAUACGGCGCGGGCGCUCCCGGCGGCCCGCAACAACCUCCCGGCGCAUACGGACCACCAGGCUCAUAUCCGCCGAGGUACCCACCGGGUCCUCCUGGCGCGCCUAAUUCAAGACCUCCGUUUUCACCGCAUCAGGGCUACGAGCGGGGUGGUUCACCACAACCAACUCACCCGCAAGGUGCUCCAAGUCCUGGGUCAGCGCAGAGCGCGCCCGGCGGCCUGUCACCAAAUCAUGAGUCGCAUCCCUCGCACAUGCCACCUGGCUCACAACCACAUCAGGGUUAUCCACCUCCACCGAGGCCUGGCCAGCCGUCAACACCAAACGCGCAUGACCAAGAUUCGCGAAAAUUCCUAGUAAGUUUGAGAUGGGGUUCUGAUUCGGGUUAUUUAUUUACGCAACGUCAGCUGAAUGACGGCUCAAAGGAAAAUAUUACUCGGCCUAGAGACGAAAGGGGCGCUUUGAGAAUGUCCCUACAAUGCUAUUCAUUAGUGUCACAAACUCAACUGCACCCUAAAGAUGCUUUGAAAUGUUUAAAAUAUUUCUCUACCUCUCUUAUCUUUGAUUGA
Messenger RNA from Pieris macdunnoughi, 639 nucleotides. The record is from the annotation of a GenBank genome assembly. NCBI's taxonomy places the organism in Eukaryota, Metazoa, Arthropoda, Insecta, Lepidoptera, Pieridae.